Didymella exigua CBS 183.55 is the source of this 2184-nucleotide messenger RNA. RefSeq names its product carbohydrate-binding module family 21 protein. Gene Ontology annotation, molecular function: glycogen binding; protein phosphatase 1 binding. The transcript has 2 exons. The record is from RefSeq and is a predicted model, not a curated record. NCBI's taxonomy places the organism in Eukaryota, Fungi, Ascomycota, Dothideomycetes, Pleosporales, Didymellaceae. The coding region runs from base 1 to 2184 and encodes 727 amino acids. Gene Ontology annotation, cellular component: protein phosphatase type 1 complex. Gene Ontology annotation, biological process: regulation of glycogen biosynthetic process.
AUGCCUUACACACCGCCCUCUCAGCGCUCGCCUGCUUCGUCCAAGCCGGCCAGCCCAAUCCUCUCCCGCAACCAUUCCUAUGUCGACACACAGGCCGCCCAGUCACCUAGGUCCUCGCAACGGCCAGCGCUUCCGCGCUCAAUUUCGUCGACGUCGUACCUGCACAAGCACCGUCGUUCGCCCUCGUUUCCCAUCACCAACCCCGUCUCCAAUGGAACUCCGGUCGAUGGCGGCAUGGUAGAGUCGCCGACGGACGCUCGUCGAAGCCGCGGCUCUACAAAGGCUAAUGGUAGCAUCCGCCCGUCUCCUCUUCCUGUGAACGAUUCUCUGAUACCGUCAGGUGCGAUCACCACUCCUCCUGACUCGUCGGACGAUGAGGACCGGGGUCGCAACGUGGGCGAUCUGAAGGAUCUCGAAAAGGCGCUGCAGCACAUCAACGUGAAGAGGAUCUCCUCCCCAGAGCGAACCAAGGCUCCCACAACACCGUCCAACACACCUCAGCUCAUGACAGCGGCACGAUCACUGUCGGCCGAGGCACGCAAGAUUGCUCACUCCCGCUCAUCAAGCGAGAUCAUGCUCUCUAAGCACAACAUUGAGCCACUCGAUACCUGCCCAGUCAUCACAACAUCCUCGGACGACAGCGACGAGGAAGACGAUGGGCUACGGAUGAAGCCGCCGCUGCUUCGGAAGAAGUCCGGUGAGCUUGUCAAGCCUGCUCUUCGACCCGCCUCGCGACGCCGGCCGUCGAGCAUGCCUGGCACGCCCACUUACUCCAAGGCUGUUCACUUCAAUGAGGAGAUUGAGCAGGUACGGCAUUUCCUGUCGGUCGACCGACCGAUUGCUGUCAGUGCUGGCUCGUCGCCUGUUGAAUCGGCAUACGAGAGCGAGAACGAGUACCCCUUCGAUGACGACUCCAAGUCUAAGACACCGGAGUGGGAGAUCAAGCUGGCCAACUGGCCCGCGACUGAGUCUUACGAGCGACAGACUGCACCUGUACGAGUCGAGCGUAUUGCCCUUGCUUCGGACAACCAGACUCUUGUUGGCAACAUCGCUUGUGCCAACAUCUCUUUCCACAAGUUCGUCGUGGCUCGCUUCACUCUUGACUACUGGAAGACGACGUCUGAAGUUGUUGCUGAGUUCAAUCACGAUGUUCGUAAGAAGCAGGUCGAUGAUGGCUACGAUCGCUUCAACUUCAACAUCAAGCUUGCUGACCAGGCCAACCUUGAGUCCAAGACUCUGCUACUCUGUGUCCGUUACCAGUGCAAUGGUCAAGAGUUCUGGGACAACAAUAACUCGAUCAACUACCAGGUUGACUUCUCCAAGAAGGUCAAACAACAGCAGCCCAAGCCAAAGCGUUCCAACAAUGGUGGUCUUGGUUCGAUUCCUCGUAGUCGUCACUCACCUCUGACGUCUCGCCCGCGCUCGGCUGCCACUAUUGACGAUGACUUUGGCCACGACUUUGAGAACAAGUUCCAGUUCGGCAGCUCUGGUCGCAUUACAGGCGAUGCAUCGUCAUCGACGAUUCGCCUCAAGCCCAAGAGCAAGCAGCGCGCCCAUAUCUACCCUGAUCAGGGCGCUCGUCGCUCCCAAGGCGGCCAGGCGUUCUCGUCCAGGUAUGACUUCGGUGCUUCCCUGUCGGCUGCCUUGACCACCGCUCAGACUACCCUUGGCGACCGCAGCGGCCUCAAGGUCAACACUGGCAACAAGGGCUACUUCGAUCGCCCUGCUCCUCUUCCCAGGUCGCACACCACCGGCGCCCCCGUUAUCGGAACCCGCCCUGAUGCGCUGUCCUCUGAUAGCAAGCCCGAUCUCCAAUCCGCAGAGUACAACGAGUUGAUCCAGAAGUUUUGUUUUUUCGGCACACCUACCGGCAAAGGCUCUCCCAAGGCCACAACGCCCUUGAUCAAGAACAGCCACAGUGACGGGGCGGAUGAGUACAUCACCAGUGCUCAAUCGUCUGCCACCAGCAGCCCGCCCUCGCCCGCUAUGCCUGUCAUGGUAGACGGUGCUAAUGACAUCAAACCUUCCCGAACUCCCUCACCGUUCCUAAGUCGCUCUACAUCUCCCGGUCCCGUCACGGGGUCCGCACCUGAGGACCUUCUCGCCUCUCAGUAUCAAUAUGGGUACAACAUGCACGGUGGCAUCUUCCCUGAGCGAAGCCACACACCUCAAGCAUGUGUCUGA